AUGAAUGGGUUGAUCAAGACUGCCAGUCUGUUGUUUUCAAGAAGCCCACUAUGGCAACCAACCUUGUUGGGUUUGAAACCAGCAAAGUCUAUUAGACCUGUCUGGUCUCGAACAACCCAAUUAUCAUUUUCUUGUUCAUUCAGUACUCAAACACAAUCUAAUAUAGCUAGAUUUCGACCUGUCGCAUUCUACUCAAUCGUUCCACUUUCUCAAGAUCGUGUUCGUGAACUUCAGUCCGAGAUUCAUUCUCGACUUAAGCAGAUUGAUGUAGUAGGCAGGAUCUAUUUGGCACCCGAACAAGGAAUUGGUGGAAUCAACUGCCAAAUGGCUGUACCCUUGAGCCAACUCGAAACUGUCAAAAGCUUCUUUCAAGGCAUCCGAGAAUUCACACAGACAGGGCCUAUUGCCUUUACUGAGGGUAUCCAAGACACCACUACACCAAGUUUCCGUAACUUGCGAGUGGUCACAAAAAGAAAUCUUGUGGCUACCAAGGUUGGUCUCCAAACAAAGGAUCUAGAAAUGCAACCGGAUUACCUGGAUCCGGCUGUCUGGCACGAGCAAUUGGCUGACAAGGGUAACCAAGCGUUUGUGCUAGACAUGCGCAAUCAUUAUGAAUAUGAUAUUGGUCACUUUGAACAUGCGGUCAAAAUGGACGUCGAUACUUUUAGAGAUGGUAUGGAAGUCAUGGACAGUCUAUUAAAAGAAAAACCAAAGAACGAGGAAAUCUACAUGUAUUGCACCGGGGGUAUUCGCUGUUCUGUUGCCGGAUCCUAUCUGCUCAAAAAGGGAUAUUCAAAAGUUAAAAUGCUAAAAGGUGGUGUAUCUGCCUAUGGAAAUUAUGUCUCAAAGGGAAAAAACAAGACCUCACUGUUCCGUGGGAUGAACUUUACCUUUGACGGUCGCCGUGGAGAACGUAUAACGGAUGAUGUCUUGAGCCACUGCUUCCACUGCAAUGCACCCUGUGAUCGAUUGUCGAACUGUAGCAAUACUCUGUGCCAUUUGCUCUUUACCCAGUGCGAUGCAUGUCAAGCCAAGAUGGACAAGACAUGCAGCACCAAAUGCAAGGAGACUAUCGAGGGAAAGAUAGAGUGGACAGACGAGUACAAUUAUCAUAACCAAAUCAGACCUACUGCUCAAAAGAAGGCAGUUGCAGUUGCAGUUGCAGUUUAG
Phycomyces blakesleeanus NRRL 1555(-) is the source of this 1170-nucleotide messenger RNA. RefSeq lists its product as hypothetical. The transcript has 4 exons. Lineage: Eukaryota; Fungi; Mucoromycota; Mucoromycetes; Mucorales; Phycomycetaceae. The record is from RefSeq and is a predicted model, not a curated record. The coding region runs from base 1 to 1170 and encodes 389 amino acids.